Lachnellula hyalina is the source of this 1257-nucleotide messenger RNA. Its product is annotated as N-carbamoyl-L-amino-acid hydrolase. The coding region runs from base 1 to 1257 and encodes 418 amino acids. Gene Ontology annotation, molecular function: hydrolase activity, acting on carbon-nitrogen (but not peptide) bonds, in linear amidines. The transcript has 4 exons. The record is from RefSeq and is a predicted model, not a curated record. Lineage: Eukaryota; Fungi; Ascomycota; Leotiomycetes; Helotiales; Lachnaceae.
AUGGCUCGUCUCACACUGUCAGAUGCGGACAAACAAGCUCGAGACUGGUUUGUGAAGACCACCGAGUCCCUUGGAUGCAAGGUUGAAGUUGAUGCAAUGGGUAACAUAUUUGCCAUCCGGCCAGGGAAGCAAAACUCAGCUGCUCCAACUUACGCAGGAAGCCAUAUGGAUACACAGCCUACUGGUGGCAGAUACGAUGGAAUUCUGGGCGUUCAUGCGGGCAUUGAGGCGUUGAAAACAAUGAAAGAUAAUAAUAUUGAAACUGAAUACCCCACUGGUGAGAAAGAGCUGUCUUAUUUGUUAAAAGGUGUGGAGAAUAUGUUGAUAAUGAGACUCGCAGGUGUGAUAAACUGGACAAACGAGGAAGGAGCUCGUUUCCCAAUCUCAAUGGUCUCAUCCGGUGUCUGGGCCGGAGCGAUUCCCCUCGAUAAAGCGUACAACCUCGUUGAAGUAGGAGGAGGGAAAGCCACACAAUUGUCCGAGCUAGAGAGGAUUGGCUACCUGGGAGAGCUCGAAGCAAACCAUAAAGCAAAUCCAAUAGGGGCCCACUUUGAGCUUCAUAUUGAACAAGGACCAAUCCUAGAAAGCUCGGGAGGUAAAAUAGGAGCAGUAGAGGGAGUCCAGGCUUUCAGGUGGCAUAUAAUCACUGUCAAGGGCAAGGAUUGCCAUACGGGAACCACAGACUUUCAAAAUCGAUCAGAUGCAAUGCUUACAGCUGCCAAACUAAUUGUCCACAGCCACAACACAGCAGCGGAAUUGGGGUGCUUAGCUUCGACAGGUAUAUUGACGCUGAAGCCUGGUUCGACGAAUACAGUUCCAGGAUUUGUGAGGUUUUCGCUUGAUAUGAGAUCAAAAGACGAUGCAAAACUUCAGCAGCUGGAAGACAUCUUGAAAACAGAGUUUGCUAAGAUUGCUGCUGGAGAGCAAGUUGGUCAAAGUAAUGCCGAAGGGGUAAAGGGACGAGGUUGCACUGUUGAGUGGCAGUUGGACACUGACUCUCCAGCUACCAAUUUUCAUGAAGACUGUGUCAAGUGUGUGGAGGAGAGUGCGAAAGAUAUGCUUGGAACCAAUAGUGGAAAUUUGGUGCAGAGAAUGACCUCUGGCGCGGGGCAUGACAGGAUCUUCGUCCCGUGUAGAGAUGGUGUAUCUCAUAAUCCAGCAGAAUAUUGCAGUCCUGAAGAUUGUGGAAACGGUGCACAAACACUGCUGGGAGCAAUGUUACGGUAUGACAGACUACGGGCAGGGAGAGGCGUAUAA